UUGCUCGAGCGUAUCAUGUUUAGAUAACAAGACCGAUAUCUUUCCGAUUGACUCGAUAAACACCAUUCCAAUUACUGUGUUCUUCUGACUCGUCUGACCAGCAUUCUAUAGAUAUACACCUGCUUGCUGGCAGAGAUACCAUCUAACGAACCCCUCACCAUGUCGACGAUCUACAUAGACGAAACUGCUGGCUCAGACGAUACCGGCAAAGGCACCCAAGAACUCCCAUACCAGUCCAUCGCUUUUGCACUCUUUACUCAUGGUGCUGAUACCAAGGUUCUGAUUCGCAAAGAUUCCUCCGCCGCAUACGAGGAGCCGACACAGUCUGCAUUGAAAAAGGCGAAGAAGGGUGCUGAUGGCCUAGAGAAGAAACGCAAAAGGGCUGAAGAGCUUGCUGAACGUGAGGCCAAGGAGAAACAUGCAGAGAGGGAAAAGAGGGAGAAGCUCCUUGAGGAAAGCAAGAAGGUCGUCUUGCAGGAAGAUGCAUCACUCCCCAAAGCCACAAAGUCAAAACUUGGAAACCUUACGCCUCUGAGAUCCCAGCGGGUUCGUGUAUCUGGGUGGGUACACCGACUGCGUGAUCAAAAGGGUAUCAUCUUCGUUGUCUUGAGGGACGGUACGGGUUACUUGCAGUGUGUUCUUUCUGGCACUGUGGCACAAACAUAUGAAGCACUUACACUCACACUCGAAUCUUCGCUUGAGCUUGUUGGGACCCUUCAGCCCGUACCAGAAGGCAAGACCGCUCCUGGUGGACAUGAGCUCGUUGUUGACUACUGGAGAGUCCUGGGAGCUGCGCCAGGUGCUGAAGAUGCCUUCAGCAGCCGAUUGAACGAAAAAUCCGAUCCAUCCAUUCUUGCUGAUCUCAGGCAUCUCGUCCUCCGUGGCGAGACAGCAUCAGCCAUACUCAAACUGCGUGCUGCACUUCUGUCAUCGUUUAGAGGUUCUCUAGUCUCGCACGACCUCCUUGAGGUCACUCCACCUUGUCUAGUACAAACGCAAGUUGAGGGUGGCGCAACCUUGUUCACGCUCGAUUACUAUGGCCAGCCUGCUUUCCUUACACAGAGCUCUCAGCUAUAUUUGGAGACGUGUUUACCUUCGCUUGGCGACGUAUUUUGUGUUCAGGAGAGUUUCCGGGCGGAGAACAGCCACACGCGUCGUCAUUUGAGUGAAUACACUCACUUGGAGGCCGAGCUUGCUUUCAUUACAUUCGAGGAUCUCAUGAACCAUAUCGAGAGCAUUAUUUGCGAAACAAUUGGCCGUCUUCUGCAAGAUCCCUCCUCUGCUGCCCUGAUCAAACAACUGAACCCCAACUUCCAAACCCCAUCAAGGCCUUUCCUCCGUCUGUCUUACGUCGAUGCGAUCAAAUGGCUCAACGAGCAUGGUAUUCAACACGAGGCCGAGGAUGCUGAGGGCAAUGUUAUUAAAGACGAGCAUGGCAACCCCAAGAUGGUUGACCACGCUGUUGGAGAUGAUAUCGCUGAAGCUGCGGAGAGGAGGAUGACUGAUAUCCUUGGAACACCAGUCUUCUUGUACGGAUUCCCUGCGGUGUUGAAAGCGUUCUACAUGAAAAAGAUGCCCAAGAAGGAGGGCGCGCCAGACGACAACCAUGUCUUCACGGAAAGCUGUGACCUGCUUAUGCCUGGCGUCGGCGAGAUUGUCGGUGGAUCCAUGAGGAUCGCUGAUAUGGAAGAACUCCUUGCUGCAUACAAGCGGGAAGGCAUCGACGCUUCUCCUUACUACUGGUUCACUGAUCAGCGCAAGUAUGGUACUUGCGAGCAUGGCGGAUAUGGUCUUGGUGUAGAGCGUUUCCUUGCGUGGCUUGCUAACCGCUACACUGUACGGGAGUGCUCGCUAUAUCCUAGGUACGCCUUUCUUUCGCUCUCCAGCGAGUUAUCAUACUUACCGAUGUACCGAUCCUUCAGAUGGCCCGGUCGCGCGACGCCUUAGAGUCUCUCCAACCAUCGAAUGAGGCAUCCUUACGGUAAUCACUGGAGGAUGCUUAUUGUUAUUCUAUUCCCCGCACAUUUGUAUGUCCACUUCAACUUAUCGGCUAGAGAAGAGGUAGUAGAUGUGAUUGCGUGUCGUUAUGUUAUCGAAUCAAAAGGUGUAAACCCCCACUGAACACAUCAAAUUGCCCCCUUUCAUGAUUGAAAGACGCUAAAGCACUAGUACAAUCAUCCAGAAAUCCCUCUUGCAUUGUUCGGCUAGAAAAUAAAUACAUUGCACGAGGAAUUUCAUUCCUCCGAGCCAUAGAGUGGUCACCGUGCGCGGCAUGCUUCUCUAUGCCCAGCUUUCCAAUCACUGGAAUGAAUUUUAGGAAUCGAU
This is a messenger RNA of Somion occarium, 2325 nucleotides long. The record is from the annotation of a GenBank genome assembly. NCBI's taxonomy places the organism in Eukaryota, Fungi, Basidiomycota, Agaricomycetes, Polyporales, Cerrenaceae.